AUAAAACGAAAAGCAUAUUUGUGAUAGGAGGUCAUAUAUUUCUUGCACAACAUGAUCUAUUGUUGGUUUAGCUUAGCUGCUUCCAUAUUGUUUUUGUUCACAGCGAAUGCAUUAUCAGCCAACUCCAGCCUCAGAAUUCCCUUCCCAUUUGACGUAAAAAGAGCAAAAGAAUUUUAUCUGAGCGACGGGGUUGACUUUAGGCAAAGCAAUAACAAUGCUACUAAUAUUAACUUCUGUUUUGAGAAAGCUUUGAGUUUAGCCGGUUUUGGGUAUUGGUGCAGCAUCCAAGGGGAUGCUUAUGGCAAUGAAUAUGGCUAUGGCUUUGGGUUAUAUGCAUAUGCCUAUAACUAUGAAACAAAGACACUUCAUCCCACUGAUGUAUGCCAAGCUAUCGAGGAACAGGAGUGGAAGGAAGUACCCGAGUACUGUUACUAUGGUGUUUGUCCACUUCCUAGGACCUUCGAUGCUUGUUCAUAUCGGUCUGGAAUUAUACGAUCUAUACAGAAACGAUCAGGAAAUCAUGGUUCGAUGUUUUCUUUGGCUUCCCCUAUGUAUUUGCCAGUCCCUUUCAUUUUAGGUUGUUACUUCUUUCUUUCUCUGCUUUUGUACGUGCUCUUGGGUAUUUAUUCUAGUGUGAAGAAAAACAUCUUCAUUCAUCUUAAAUUCAAGUUGUUCAAAAAAAAUGGAGGGUUAUUGUUAGAGCAGCAUAUUGCUAAUUCUCAUGGACCUGGAGCAGGAUGCACAAAAAUUUUCACAGCCGAGGAGCUUGUGAUGGAGAUCAUUUUUGCACAAGAAAAGGUACUAGUGGAGGAGGGCCAAAUCGAGUGUUUUAUAAAUGAGAUUAUCACUCUUGCCCAUAUCAACCAUCAAAAUGUGAUCAAGUUCUUGGGCUGCUGCUUAGAGACUGAAGCUCCCAUUUUGGUUUAUGAAUUCACCUCUAACGGGACCCUUUUCGAUUACAUUCAUGAUUGGAAAAAUGGGAAAGUUUCAAUGCCACAUUGGGAUAUCCUUAUGGAGAUAGCAUCAGAAUCUGCAGCAGGUCUUGCUUAUUUGCAUUCUUCAUCAAUCAUUCAUGGAAAUGUCAAAUCUUCCAACAUUUUACUAACUGAUUGCUUGGCCAAAGUUGCUGGUUUUGGACCUCCAAGUUUAGUCCCUAGCAAUGAGUCCCAGAUAAGUACAUUGGUGCAGAGGACACUCGGUUAUCUGGACCCAGAGUAUUUCGUUACAGGCCAAUUGACAGAUAAGAGUGAUGUCUACAGCUUUGGAGUCGUUUUGGUAGAAAUUUUAACUGGAGAGAAGCCCAUAUCCUUUAAUAGACCAGAAAAUCAACGGAUCAUAACUUGUCUUUUCCUUUUGUCCAUGGAUCAACAAAAUAGCCUGUUUCAGAUUCUUGCUCCACAAGUUAAGGAAGAAAACAAAGAACAAGUCAGAGCAGUCGCAGAACUCGCAAAGCAAUGCCUCAAGUUGAGUAGUGCAGAAAGACCAACAAUGGAAGAAGUGGCCGGAGAGUUAAAGAGGCUGUCACUCCUGUCAGACACGUAUCUUACGGUUCAUGUUAGUUAAUUUUCAACCAUCAUGACACUGAAAAUCUUCUCUUCUCCUAGCUGCUAGGGAUUUGUAUAUCAGGAAACAGGGCAAAUAUGUCAUUGUCCUCUCAUAUAUAUAUGUUUGCUUCUAAUAUGUACUUCAUGUUUCAGAGAAACUGAAGAGUGAAUUGGUGAGUCUUCUUCUCAUA
Molecule: messenger RNA, 1735 nt
Organism: Rosa chinensis
Lineage: Eukaryota; Viridiplantae; Streptophyta; Magnoliopsida; Rosales; Rosaceae
Product: putative wall-associated receptor kinase-like 16
Exons: 3
Coding region: 52-1563 (503 amino acids)
Biological process (GO): protein phosphorylation; cell surface receptor signaling pathway
Cellular component (GO): plasma membrane
Molecular function (GO): ATP binding; protein serine/threonine kinase activity
Source: RefSeq, a predicted model, not a curated record